This is a messenger RNA of Ceutorhynchus assimilis (cabbage seed weevil), 2191 nucleotides long. Lineage: Eukaryota; Metazoa; Arthropoda; Insecta; Coleoptera; Curculionidae. The record is from the annotation of a GenBank genome assembly.
UUUGUAUAGAACUUCGGAGAUUGAAGACAAGAAGAAUCUGAAGAUCUUUUCACAGAGGUUUAUAGUGAGAAAGACAUUCAGGUCCUUUUAGAGACGUUGGAACGAAACUGUUCUGAAGACCUUCUACUUUAGUAAAAUAACAUUCAUAAUAAUCCAAAUACCUUCUAUACUUUGUUAAAAGGUUGGUUGAAGACAAAUAGACUUUAACCGACAUUGAAAGACAAAAACAUAAAAUACUCUAACAAUUUAUUAGAGUAUUUUAUGUAUUUAUGUUAGCAACAAAUCGAAAGCAGCAACAUAUAAACAAACUCAUACUUGGUUGAAAUAACAAAGUAAAAAUGAAUUAGUAUGAGGCAUUUUAAGGAUAAAGACAUUGAGAAAAACCUCGAGUAGCCAAUUGGAAAAUGAAGAACCAAAAAUACCCUGAGGACAUUUCACAGAAGGGAAAAUUUGGUAAAAUUACAGGAUUCACAAACACAAAGAAACCAUUUUCUCUAGCUAUCUAUGAAACUUUGUUGAUAGAUAGAUGAUAGAUUGAUAGAUGUCAAGUUUUUUUGUCACUAGUUACUAGUUAGUUGAUAAGACUGUAGUAGCUUGCGAGCUUGUAAUCUCUAUGGUCAUUAGUUUCAAUUAUUAUUAAAUAGACUGUUGUCUUGUAUGUCGACCUAUAUAAAAGAACAUGUUCAAUUUAACGUUAAAGAGCUCCUACAAACUUUUACAGACGUUUAGGAAUAAACAAAAAAACUCUGUUAAUCGUUUACAGAAGUAAUUGUGUGGCUAACUUUAGUAAUAUUUCUUUCAAUAAUUAAUUUUUCGUUAAAAUGCACUGAAUAUUUAAUAUAAGCGACAUUUUUAUUCUUUUGUCUUUGUUACAGUUUUAUUUCAGAUGUUCGUAUCAAUAAACCACAAGUAUGAAUAUUAAUUUUACCACAACUAACUUUAUUUAAAAUCAAAUCCAAUGCCAACUUAUUGAGUCAGUUUGUGGCAAAUAAUACCCCAAAAAUGUUCAAUUUUUACUUCCUAGUAGCAGUUAUAAGCCUUUUUGGCAACAACUUUGCAUACGAUGUAAAUUUUGAUGAAAAAGGCCUAUUUUGUUUCAUCUGCGACAGUUCUGAAGACCCAAACUGUUUGGAACCCACCCAAAGUAUGGCUGAAGUGUGCGGCACCAAAGACAAGUGUUUCAAAUCUACUGUCAAAAAUGAUUUAGCUGGAGAACAAAUCAUCAGAGGUUGUACCAGUUAUUCUGAAGGUGCUGAACAGCACGAAUGCCGUGGUACUAAUCAAGAAAAAUGCGAAAUAUGUAACAAGGAUCUUUGUAAUAAUGUGACUAAUUUAAGAAUUAACUUUGUAAUAUUAGUAUUAAUAAUUUCAUUUAUUUAUUUUGUUUAAAAAAAAACACAUCAAUGUUUAUUAGGAAAUAAGUUUUUUUAUUAAAAGAAAAUAAUAACAAAAAGUAUUAACAAUAAAUUAAUACAAGUUGGUAAUUAAUAGGUACAUGAGCUGAUUUUGACCUUAUGUUACUUCCUUUUACAGAAGCAACAUUCUUGACCUGCAUAAUAAAUUAAAACAACAAUUCUCAUAAAUUACAUAUUCCAGCUUGAAACAAGGUUGAAAACUACACAUGAAAAUAUUUAUUAUACAAAAAUAGUGUUUUUUUUAGUUUGGUCUGAUUUAAACUAUGGAAUAUUUAACAGAUAAAUGUUUUAUAAAAGCUGUAAAUUCAAAAAACUGUUUGAAUAUUUUGGUAUAAUAUUUAAAUCUACAAACUACCAAAUAGUAUCACUAAUACACUAACAUAAAAGACAGUAGGUAAGCAUUGAAAUUUUCAAGCACACCAAUCGGCUAAAACAAAACAAAUAAAAUGAGAUACAUUUUUACAGCCUAUAAUAUUUAGGCAUAGAUGUUUAUGCAAAUUUUUACACAAAUAGACACCGAUAAUAAUUAUUAUGAGAAAAAUUUAAAACAGGAAAGCAAAAACUGCAAGCAAAACUCCCAACAGGGUAAAUCCGGAAAUUUUCGAUGCCGAAUUGCACUUGUCACUGUCACAAGUUUGACAAUCCAGUUCACUUAGAGCAUCUGGAUCGUUGCUGGAUUGGUCGGAAAUCCAGCCGACAGUUUUAGCCAAAACUUGACAGCCUACAGCCGGUGGGUUCAUGCAGCCUCUUGCGAUGUAGUCUUCGCCUUUCUUGUC